This is a messenger RNA of Salvelinus namaycush (lake trout), 1458 nucleotides long. Its product is annotated as noelin-like. The coding region runs from base 1 to 1458 and encodes 485 amino acids. NCBI's taxonomy places the organism in Eukaryota, Metazoa, Chordata, Actinopteri, Salmoniformes, Salmonidae. Gene Ontology annotation, biological process: signal transduction. The transcript is spliced from 6 exons. The record is from RefSeq and is a predicted model, not a curated record.
AUGUCGGUGCCUUUGCUGAAGAUCGGCGUUGUGCUGAGCACCAUGGCGAUGAUCACGAACUGGAUGUCGCAGACUCUGCCCUCUCUAGUGGGGCUCAACACCACCAAGCUCACCGCGGAGAGGGCAGGCUACCCGGACAGGAGCACCGGAGUGUUGCCAGCAAACCCAGAGGAGUCAUGGCAAGUGUACAGUUCUGCCCAGGACAGUGAGGGGAGGUGUGUGUGCACAGUGGUGGCACCGCAGCAGUCCAUGUGUUCACGAGACGCCCGCACCAAACAGCUGAGGCAGCUACUGGAGAAGGUCCAGAACAUGACCCAGUCCAUCCAGGUGCUGGACCAGCGGACCCAGAGAGACCUGCAGUACGUGGAGAAGAUGGAGGUGCAGCUGAGAGGUCUGGAGACCAAGUUCAGACAGGUGGAGGAGAACCACAAGCAGAACAUCGCCAAGCAAUACAAGGCCAUAAAAUCGAAAAUGGAGGAGAUUAGGCCGUUGAUACCAGUGUUGGAGGAGUACAAAGCCGAUGCCAAAUUGGUAUUGCAGUUUAAGGAGGAGGUCCAGAAUCUGACGUCAGUUCUAAGCGAGCUCCAGGAGGAGAUGGGAGCCUAUGACUACGAGGAACUCCACAACCGAGUGUCAGGUCUUGAGGAGAGACUCCGAGCAUGCAUGCAAAAAUUAGCAUGUGGGAAGUUGACGGGCAUCAGUGAUCCUGUCACCAUCAAGACGUCUGGAUCCCGGUUCGGAUCCUGGAUGACUGACCCUGCGGCACCGGAAGGAGAUACCAGGGUGUGGUACAUGGACGGUUACCACAACAACCGCUUCGUGCGGGAGUACAAGUCCAUGGCGGACUUCAUGACGACGGACAACUUCACGUCUCACCGCCUCCCCCAUCCGUGGUCCGGGACAGGUCAGGUGGUCUACAACGGCUCCAUUUACUUCAACAAAUUCCAGAGCCACAUCAUCAUCAAGUUCGACUUCAAGACCUCCGCCAUUAGCAAGUCACGCCAGCUGGACAACGCCGGCUACAACAACAUGUAUCACUAUGCCUGGGGCGGCCACUCCGACAUCGACCUCAUGGUGGAUGAGGGUGGGCUCUGGGCUGUCUAUGCCACCAAUCAGAACGCUGGAAACAUCGUCAUCAGCAAGCUCAACCCCAGCACGCUUCAGAUCAUCAAGAGCUGGACUACCAACCACCCCAAGAGGAGCGCCGGCGAAGCCUUCAUGAUCUGUGGUACUCUCUAUGUUACCAACGGUUACUCUGGCGGGACCAAGGUGUACUACGCCUACAGCACUAACUCCUCCACGUACGAGUACAUAGACAUCGCCUUCCAAAACAAGUACUCCCAUAUCUCCAUGCUUGACUACAACCCUCGGGACCGUGCGCUCUACGCAUGGAACAACGGACACCAGGUUCUAUACAAUGUCACACUAUUCCAUGUCAUCAGCUCACAGGAAUUGUAA